AUGAGAGAGAUGCAGAUUGUGGCUGUACAUAGAGCAAUGUCUCGCGUGGAUUCGACAGGACGUGUAAGUGGGGAAGGUGACAUGAACCCAUAUUAUUGCAUUGGGGAUCUGUGGGAAAGCUUCCAAGAAUGGAGUGCUUAUGGAGUUGGAGUGCCAUUCUUGUUGUCUGGUAUACCAACUACGCAGUAUUAUGUUCCCUUCUUAUCGGGUAUGCAGCUCUACGUUGACCCUGAAAAAGUCGGGUGCCCGGCUAAAGAACCAGACCAGGGGACGAGUUCUGUUUUGGAACGGUCAUUUGAUGCACUGAACUUGAACCACCAAAAGCUAAAACAGGUCAUGUCGUGGGACACUAAAACUGAAGCUUGUGGUUCACGUGGCAAGCUUGCCUUUGAGUUUAUGGAACGAGAGCAGCCAUAUACUCGGAAGACUUUAUCUGACAAGGCUUCCGUUCUUGUAUCCCAAUUUCCUGAGCUGAGCCAGUUCAGGAGCUGUGAUCUAUCUCCUUCAAGCUGGAUAUCCGUUGCUUGGUAUAGUUCUUUCUUAGAGGUGGCAAAAUGGGUGGGCCGUGGGCGGGUAAUUUUUGGCUACAGCGGGUCAGAGUUUUCAAGCAAGAAUGCUGAUGGGGUUAACGGAACACUAGCUCUUUCUUCAAAGAUUCGUUUACCAGUAAUUGGACUGGCUUCCUACAAGCUAAAAGGUUCAAUAAUAUCUCCGUGUGACCCCCAAGAGCGCAAGAAAGAAAACGACCUUUUCGAAGCAGCUAACAAGUGGCUCACAAAUUUGCGGGCUCAUCUCCCAGAUUACCAGUUCUUCCUUAGACGUCAUUAA
Molecule: messenger RNA, 828 nt
Organism: Helianthus annuus (common sunflower)
Lineage: Eukaryota; Viridiplantae; Streptophyta; Magnoliopsida; Asterales; Asteraceae
Exons: 5
Coding region: 1-828 (275 amino acids)
Source: RefSeq, a predicted model, not a curated record